Molecule: messenger RNA, 2281 nt
Organism: Carassius gibelio (silver crucian carp)
Lineage: Eukaryota; Metazoa; Chordata; Actinopteri; Cypriniformes; Cyprinidae
Exons: 4
Coding region: 211-858 (215 amino acids)
Source: RefSeq, a predicted model, not a curated record
AUUCGAACGUUAUCACUCGAUUGAAUGGGGCGUUAUCAGCGGUUAUCAGCCCAUAGAAAUGGGCCAGGAGGGGCCUCCUGUGCCUACUAGUAGGCUUAGAAGGCCCUGAUCAUCCAUCCAAAUGGUUGAUCACCCACAAAUAUACAAGAGAAGACUCCAGAUCCAAUCCCAGAAUUCCUGCUCACCGGUAAUCGGAAGUCUACUGGACGAAUGCGGGAACGUUGCGAUAUUUCCUGCUUAAUAUUUUCAGAUAUGGGAAAAGCACUUAAGAUGACCCCACGUUUCAGGAACGUUAAAAUUAAGUUGGUGAGGAGGUCUAUCGCUGGCCCUGCGAAGUUUUCUUACCUCAGUCAAGGUCUUCCCCAGCCCAGCUACAAACAGACCCACCCUUCAGACCCUUCUAUUACAUCUCAACCUGCUGAACCUGAUGAUGUGACACCGAGCUGUUCUGAGAGCGCAUACAGUAAGGCAAAGAAGAGAGAGCUUCAUGCCUGGAAUGCAGUCAAGGAUGUUAAGGUGACGUUUGAAUGUUCAGCAUCAGUCACUACCCAGUGUGUUGUCUGCCGAGAACAUGCUGAUUAUAGGUGCAUUGAGUGCAGCUCCACUGCAGUGUUUUGUGAGGUUUGCCUGAAGAGGAUUCACAGAAAUUUACUGCAUCUUCCUGAAAAGUGGAAUAAUGUUUACUAUGAGCCAUCCUCCCUGGGGUUAUUCUUAUAUUUACCUGAAGCCCAUGGCACCCAUGCUGUGUACACAAAGGACAUGAAGGUCAUUGUCAGCACAGGACGGCUCUGCACCGUUACAGUCACCAUGUGUGCGUGUGAACCAGAAACCUGUACUCUGCUGAGAUCUGGGCUCUGACCAGCAACAGCCACAAGCCCCAGACAGACAGCCUUCUCCAUCCCUCUGCUAGAGCUUUCUGUUUCUCUGUCACUGGAGUGUCAGGUUUCUGUUGAGGGUUUUUGCAACACCCCAUAUCCCAUUUUAGGCAUCACCACUUCCGACAAAGAAGUUUGGUUGAUAUUUGCACAAUUAAAUGAUGGAACCAUAUGCCCAGCAUGUCCAAAGGUUGGUUAUAAUUCCAGCGUGGUUCUUGUUUGAUUAAAUUAAUGGCAUAGAAAUAAAAUCUGAAUUAAUAUCAAACUUAAAAGUUAAUUUGUGUAUGUAGUAUUGUAAUAGAAUAGUAAUAGUAUAAAUGUAUAAACCUGGUGCGGGUACAAAACCAGUGUUACUGUAAGUGUUUGUUUUCCAGGCGGAUGGAGAUAUGAUUGUCACAUUGGAUGCCAACUUUGGCCUUGUGAGGAAGCAAAGCUCUGGUACAAGUGCGGUUGAUCCAUUACACGGAACCCGCGUGUUUAGAGGAAUACCUGCUAUCACAUCUUGAUAGCUCAAAGCCUCAAGAGGUUAAUCAUUGUUGCAGAAUUUCAGAAUUUCAGUCCAUGAAAUAUUAAUUAAACUUGUGAAAAAAGAUCACUAUUCCUCUCAUAAAUCUAUGUUUUCCUUAAAUAUUUAGGAAAUUUUUAGGAAUAUUUAAGCUGCUCUCAUUCAAGGUAUUAUAAUAUAAUAUAAUAUAAUUACUUUACUGCAUUACUUGUGCAGACAUGUUGUUUUACUAGGUCUGAUCUGUUUUAAAGCUUAGGCCCUGUAUUUAAGAAUACAUAUCCCCACUAGUCCGUCUGUAUGAGUACAAAAUUAAAAAAUAAACUGUCUAUAAUUGUUACUGUACAAGCACAGUAAAAUAUUUAUAUAAAAAAUAUUGCACUACUGUUAUUUUGCAUAGAAUACAUUGUUCAACAAUAUUUUUGCACACUCAUCCAACUGCAUUUAUUACCACUGUUCUCACGUUCCUGCUGUUCAUAACAUAUAUAUAAUCCUUCAUUGCUCUGUUCAUAAUGUACAUACAAUCCCUACAUUGCAUUCAUAUUUAUAUUCUGUAUAUACUCUGAUCAAUAUUGUAUAUAGCAACUCCACUGUACAUUCUGUAUAUCAUAAGCUUUACUUACUCUGCACUUUUAUGUAUAUAAAACACUAUAUUCUUGCACUUCUGGUUAGAUGCUAACUGCAUUUCAUUAGCUCUGUACUUGUACUCUGCAUAAUGACAAUAAAGUUGAAUCUAAUCUAAUCUAAAAAAAAAAAAAAUGUGUUUACCAUAAUGUAAUAUGUUAUUUACUGUAAUGUACAAAUGUGUGGGAGGUGUUUUGUUUUUUGUGAGCUCACCAUCAAAAUCCCCUUCGACUGAGUUGAAAUGAAAAUAAAUUAUUGGAUCUUGAAUCCUCUGAAGCAA